This is a messenger RNA of Aspergillus eucalypticola CBS 122712, 917 nucleotides long. RefSeq names its product phosphotransferase enzyme family protein. The transcript has 2 exons. Lineage: Eukaryota; Fungi; Ascomycota; Eurotiomycetes; Eurotiales; Aspergillaceae. Bases 126 to 917 code for a protein of 263 amino acids. The record is from RefSeq and is a predicted model, not a curated record.
AAAGCGCCCACUGCUUUACGCACCCCACUUCAACCCGCCCGCUUUCACCUACUUACUUACUUUCACCUGUUUCGGUGCCCCAUAGAUCCGAUUUUGCAGCACUGUAUACUAGUAUCUAGUUCACGAUGUUAGGGGAAUCGGCUUCUGAGACUGUUCGCUUACCAACUAUGUCCGAGAUUCAGGCAGCUACAGAACGCCUGAGCAUGUCCGAUGCAUACGACCAAGUCUUCCGUGUGGGAGAGCGUUUCGCGGUGAAAUCGGGCUACGGUGUACCUCUCGUUGAGGCUGAGACCAUGAAGUUUCUCGAAGAGCACCAAGUUCCAGUUCCAAAGGUCCAUGCAUCCUUUAAGGACCCAGACUCUAAAAAAACUAUAUCAUCAUGGAUCACAUCCCUGGCCACAAUAUGCAAUCUGAUCAAGAAUGCGAUAUCGAAGCUACGGAGUAUACCGUCGCCUGGGUACUUCGGGAUGGUGAACCGCCAGCGCUACCUUGAUGGGGUAUUCUGGACUUCGAAAUAUGAUGCAAAGGUGUCCGGCCCCUUCACAAACCAGGAAGACUUUAAUUUUGCCAUCAUCGAGAGACUCCGCCAGACUGAAUCAGAACAGUACAUUCGAUUGUUGGGACCUAUGAUUGAUCGGACUUUGAGCGGUCACCGUCCUGUUUUUACCAACGGUGACCUUCAGCCGAAGAACAUUAUGGUCGAGAAGCUCGGGGUUCGUGAUGGAAAUCCGGAAUAUAAGAUUACUUUACUGGACUGGGAGGGCGCUGGUUGGUAUCCGGAAUACUGGGAAUUUUGCAAUGCGACAAUCGCCUGCAGAUCCAAACCGGAUUGGCUUGAACUCGUGCCUGAUAUACUGGACCAAUACCCGAUGGAAUUUCUCAUGAUGCAGAUGGUGUAUGCUUCGGUAUUCUACUAG